This is a messenger RNA of Periophthalmus magnuspinnatus, 1503 nucleotides long. RefSeq names its product matrix metallopeptidase 23ba (gene mmp23ba). The transcript has 8 exons. Gene Ontology annotation, molecular function: metalloendopeptidase activity; zinc ion binding. Gene Ontology annotation, biological process: extracellular matrix organization; proteolysis; collagen catabolic process. Lineage: Eukaryota; Metazoa; Chordata; Actinopteri; Gobiiformes; Gobiidae. Gene Ontology annotation, cellular component: extracellular matrix. The record is from RefSeq and is a predicted model, not a curated record. The coding region runs from base 238 to 1389 and encodes 383 amino acids.
GUGUGCUUUUCAUUAACUCGUCUCGCCGCUGACCCGCUGCCCCAUGUGUGCAGUAAUGUGAAACCAAAGUUGUGGAACAGAGUGGAGCAGAUCAGUCUGCUCUCAGCGCAGCCAGCACUGGUCCGAGCAGCAUCCAACUCCUCCGCGCCAUGGGCAACAAGUAGCCAACCCUGCGUCCCCUGCGCACUGAAGCUGUGUGGCUCUAGAGGGACUGUUGCAGUGUGUGGAGCAGUUGUGAUGGCCAUGGAGAGUCCUGAGACAGACAGGCGAUCGCAUAGAGCGGAGCGCGCCUCUGUGCUGGCCGCACUGCUAAGCCUGCUGUGCGCCGGGACGCACGGAGCUGCCGUCCUCUCCUGGACCAGCGAGGAAGAACCUUACACCACUUCCCUGCUCAUUGGGAUCCGCAAAGAGGCCCGCUCCCAAGUGCUCCAUCUCUCUCGGAACAAGCGCUAUACCCUGACACCCGAGCAGCUCAAGUGGGACAAGUUCAAGCUCACUUACAAGCUGCUCUCCUUCCCCACAAACCUGAUCAAUGCCAGCGACACGCGCCGGGGCAUCGCCAGAGCGUUUGGCAUGUGGAGCGACGUGUCCCCCUUCACCUUCAGAGAGGUGCCUGCCGACCAGGAUGCAGACAUCAAGAUCGGCUUCUACCCUGUCAACCACACAGACUGUCUUCAGUCCUACCUGCACCACUGCUUUGACGGCAUCACCGGAGAGCUGGCACAUGCCUUCUUCCCUCCCACAGGAGAGAUCCACUUUGAUGACCACGAGUACUGGAUUCUAGGAAAUAUGCGUUUCAGCUGGAAAAAAGGGGUGUGGUUGACUGACCUGGUCCAUGUAGCAACUCAUGAGAUUGGACACGCUCUGGGACUCAUGCACUCCAUGGACUCCAAAGCCAUUAUGCAUCUGAACGCCACUCUGACGGGGCGCAAACUCAUCACCCAGGAUGAGGUGUGGGGUCUGCAUCGCCUCUAUGGAUGCCUGGACCGUUUAUUCAUCUGCGAGGCCUGGGCUAAGAAAGGCUACUGCGACAGCAAGCGCAGGCUCAUGCAGAAGCACUGUCCCUCCAGCUGUGAUUUCUGUUAUGAAUUCCCUUUCCCAACGGUGGCUCCGACACCAACUCCUCCCAGGACCAAACACAAACUGGUGGUGGAGGGAAAGAAGCUCACAUUCCGCUGUGGGAAGAAAAUAGCAUCAAAGAAAGGCAAAGUACACUGGUACAAGGACGGGGAGCUGCUCGAGUACUCCCAUCCCAACUACAUCUCUCUGGAGGACGAUCACAUCACCAUUGUGGCCAAUGCCAUUAAUGAGGGCCUAUACACCUGUGUGGUGCGCAAGAAGAGCCGGGUGCUCACUACAUACUCCUGGAGGGUCCGAGUGCGCUUCUGAAUCGACAGCUUCCUCAAAAGGGCACAUCAUUCUUUUUAUCGUUUUGUCUAAUGACCACAACUAUUGACACCUGUAAAGGCUUUUCACUUUUGCAACUAAUAAAUGUAUUUUUGU